Astyanax mexicanus (Mexican tetra) is the source of this 1007-nucleotide messenger RNA. RefSeq lists its product as uncharacterized. Lineage: Eukaryota; Metazoa; Chordata; Actinopteri; Characiformes; Acestrorhamphidae. The transcript has 9 exons. The record is from RefSeq and is a predicted model, not a curated record. The coding region runs from base 247 to 987 and encodes 246 amino acids.
GCGAUUAAGCAAAAAAAAAAAAAAAAACGUUCUAUUAUUUUACAACGAAGUUAAACAGAUCGGCGUGUCGCGCUGCAGAACCAGCAGAAGAACGAAAAGCCUGGGGACAUGAUGUAAUCCACCUGGAACAGUUUUGGUAUUUUGGAGCUCACAGAAGAAAAGAUGUGGCUGAAUUGUGUCACCAAUCCUGAUAGUCCUGAUGUUUGAUGUCACUGAUGUCUUGGACAUGUUUACCUUUCUGACCUAAUGGAAGAGGAGAGUGAGAAAAUAGAGACCUGUGAAGUUAAUCUUCAAGGGGAACAACAUGAGAUUCAAAGGGACAAUGCAGAACGACCAGACUCACCUGGAUCCAGCUGUGUGUCCUUGAAGAGUGAACAGUCAAUAGGAGAACCACUCAACUUUAAGGAUGGAUCAGUCCAUCCAGACAGUGGAACUGCAGAAAGGCCAAACUCACCUGGAUCCAGCUGUGUGUCCUUCAAGAGUGAACAGUCAAUAGGAGAACCUCUCAACUUCAAGGAUGGAUCAGUCCCUCAAGAGAGGGACAAUGCAAAACGACCAGACUCACCUGGAUCCAGCUGUGUGUCCUUGAAGAGUGAACAGUCAAUAGGAGAACCUCUCAACUUUAAGGAUGGAUCAGUCCAUCCAGACAGUGGAACUGCAGAAAGGCCAAACUCACCUGGAUCCAGCUGUGUGUCCUUCAAGAGUGAACAGUCAAUAGGAGAAACUCCCAACUUCAAGGAUAGAUCAGUCCCUCAAGAGAGGGACAAUGCAAAACGACCAGACUCACCUGGAUCCAGCUGUGUGUCCUUGAAGAGUGAACAGUCAAUAGGAGAACCUCUCAACUUUAAGGAUGGAUCAGUCCAUCCAGACAGUGGAACUGCAGAAAGGCCAAACUCACCUGGAUCCAGCUGUGUGUCCUUCAAGAGUGAACAGUCAAUAGGAGAACCUCUCAACUUUAAGGAUAGAUCAGUCCCUCAAGAGAGGUAAACUUUUUCUUGCUCAUCCUG